AUGUCGGUCGACCGCCGCAAGGUUGCUGUGUUCGGGGCAGCCUUUGUGUUGCGGCUGCUGCUCAUCGGUCUUUUUCCUUCAUUGCCUGACUUGCUGACCGGUCGAGUCGAGGUCUCAACCCCGGUCAACAGCUUCAAACGAUUACAAGAGGGCUUGUUUCUGUACACUCGGAAUGUUUCGCCCUAUGAUGGCGGUGUUUUCCACCAGGCACCCCUCCUAUUACCGCUCUUCGCCCUACUCCCCGAUGUGAGGAGCUCGCCUCUCCCCACGGCCAUCUUCUAUUUCCUGGUUGAUCUGGUCAACGCGCAUGCCUUGAGCACCAUCUCCGAGUCGGGUCAAUCUAUUCAAGGAAAACUACACUCUGCUGUUCGGAAGCAUAUUCGGUGGGAUGGGGUCUCGGUUGCCGCUUGGUUCCUGUUUAACCCUUUUACUAUUGCAACAUGCUUGGCCCGGUCAACGAGUGUGUUUACUACAUCGGGGAUUCUUUUCGCGGUGUCAAAUGCUGUUGGUGGGAACAAUGUGAACGCAAUGCUGGCUCUCGGCUUUGCAUCCUAUCUGUCUCUCUACCCGGCAUUGCUCUUCAUUCCAUUGAUCCUCCUCUGUUAUGACCAGCGGACGCAGAACCCGUUGCCCAAUGUUGCAGUGUUCGUGGCACAGCAAGGGGCCAUUCUUCUAGCUAGUGUGUCUGGCCUACUCGGCCUGUCAUAUCUGAUCACUGGCAAUUUCUGGGAGUUUAUGUCUGCAACCUAUGGCUUCCAUCUCCUGGUUCCUGACCUGACCCCGAAUGUGGGUCUUUGGUGGUACUUUUUCAUCGAGAUGUUCGACUCCUUUCGAGAGUUCUUCCUCGGGGUCUUCUGGCUGCACCUGGCCAGCUAUGUCGGGGGCAUGACCGUGCGGCUACGACGGCAACCGCUGUUCAUCAUUACCUCGCUCCUGGGGGUGUUUGCAAUUUUCAAACCGUAUCCUAGCAUUUCCGAUGCUUCUCUGUUUUUUGCACUGCUGCCGUUGUAUCGGCAUCUUUUCCCAUUGAUGCGGUAUACAUUUGUCGCCAUCUCUGUGCUCCUAUACUCGACUUUGCUGGGCCCUGCCUUCUAUCACCUGUGGAUCUAUGCGGGAUCUGGCAACGCCAACUUCUUUUAUGCCAUCACUCUGGUCUGGAGUCUGGGCCUGUCUAUCUUGCUAGCCGACAGCAUCUUUGCGGCGCUGAGGGACGAGUGGGAGCAGGCACACCCCGAAGCCCAAGGAGUGGAGGUAAAACAAGUGUGA
Messenger RNA from Penicillium alfredii, 1266 nucleotides. RefSeq names its product GPI-anchored transamidase subunit GAB1. The transcript is spliced from 5 exons. Gene Ontology annotation, cellular component: membrane; GPI-anchor transamidase complex. The record is from RefSeq and is a predicted model, not a curated record. Gene Ontology annotation, biological process: protein localization to cell surface; attachment of GPI anchor to protein. Lineage: Eukaryota; Fungi; Ascomycota; Eurotiomycetes; Eurotiales; Aspergillaceae. The coding region runs from base 1 to 1266 and encodes 421 amino acids.